Molecule: messenger RNA, 1314 nt
Organism: Pieris brassicae (large cabbage white)
Lineage: Eukaryota; Metazoa; Arthropoda; Insecta; Lepidoptera; Pieridae
Gene: Ugt2
Product: UDP-glucosyltransferase 2-like
Exons: 3
Coding region: 37-1314 (425 amino acids)
Molecular function (GO): UDP-glycosyltransferase activity
Source: RefSeq, a predicted model, not a curated record
UAUUGUUAGCAGUUACGUUCGGUUGUGUUAUACAAAAUGAGGGCUUGGAAAAUUUGUAUUGUUAUAAUUGUUUCAUGCACCUAUGUGCAAAGUGCAUCUAUUCUUGCACUAUUUUCGUCCCUAUCGUUUUCUGACCAUCUCGUGUUCCGUGGAUAUGUAUCAUUGCUCGCUCAACGUGGUCACUCAGUGGUCGUAAUGACUCCAUACCCUGGUCUAUUCCCUCCACAAGAAAUGGAAAGGAUCGUCGAGUUGAACGUUGGGGCUGAAUCAGGACCAUUUUGGGAUGAGUAUAAGAAACUAAUGACUGAUACGGAUGAUUACUAUAACCGCUUGAAAGAUAUCAAUGAAUUCACAUUAAAAUUAGCCAUCGCACAGCUUAAGUCGAAGACUAUGUCUUCGUUAUUCAUAAACCCUAACGUUAAGUUCGAAUUGGUGAUAACAGAGGCCGAUGUACCACUUUUGUAUGCGAUAGCAGAAAAAUAUGACGCACCACACGUUUCCAUUACUACAUCGAUUGGAAAAGUUCACCAAUACGAAAGUAAGGGUACACCAAUUCAUCCCUUGCUGUAUCCCGAUGCAAAUGUACUCAACUAUAGAAACCUAACGGGGUGGCAGAAGAUUGUGGAGUUCUAUCGUCAUUACCAAACUAAGAAUGAAUAUUACUACAAUCAUCUUCCCCUUAGUGAAAUUGCUGCGAGGAAAAUGUUUGGUUUAAAACGUCCUCUUAUUGAAGUAGAAUAUGACAUUGAUAUCCUGUUGAUUGCUGCUAAUCCAACAUUGAUUGGUAACAGACCAACGGUACCCGCAAUUUCGUUUGUCGAUCGAUUGCAUAUUAAACCAGGUUUUCCUUUGCAGCAGGGUUUAAAGGAGAUUCUUGAUUCGGCUACUAAAGGUGUUGUUUACUUCAGUAUUGGUGCUCUUCAAGAGCCAGAGCAUCUUUCCACAAAUAUAUUACAAACCUUGACGGAUGCUUUUAGAGAACUACCAUUUGUAGUAUUAUGGAAGAUUGGAAACACGACUAUGAUCAAUAGACCAGACAACGUUAUUACUAACCUCUGGUUUCCACAGCAAGAAAUUUUAGCUCAUCCAAAUGUUAAAGCCUUUAUAACACACGGUGGAGCUCGAUCGUUGGAAGAAGCUCUAUUUUACGAAAUUCCCAUUAUCGGUCUGCCUAUAGUACGGUCUCAUAAAGUGUUAAUUGCCGAGAUCACUCGACAUGGAGCAGGCGAAAUAUUAGACAUCCAAUCCUUGGAAAAAGAAACUACGAAGAAAAUUAUAAGCGACGUCGCUAGCAACGAAAAGUACGAUAUUUAG